CCACCCUCCUUUGUCCCUGUAGCUCUUUCACUUAGUGGAGUGGGUUUUGUAAUUCACUUUCAGAGCUUGGGGAUAAUGAGACCCAUUGAAGAGCUUUUGUCUUGUUUUGCACCAGAACCUAGCAUCCUUUUCAAUUCCAGCCAGAAUGCGGUGGCAGGCACUUAGAAGAUUUGGUCAAAAGCUGGUGCGGAGACGUGCGUUGGAGCCAGGCAUGGGCGAGACUCGCCUUGCCAGAUGCCUAAGCACCCUCGACUUAGUGGCCCUGGGUGUGGGCAGCACCUUGGGUGCAGGUGUGUAUGUUCUGGCUGGUGAGGUGGCCAAAGAUAAAGCAGGACCAUCCAUUGUGAUCUGCUUUUUGGUGGCUGCUCUGUCUUCGGUGUUGGCUGGACUGUGCUAUGCUGAGUUUGGCGCCCGGGUCCCUGGCUCUGGUUCUGCCUAUCUCUACAGUUAUGUCACCGUCGGUGAACUCUGGGCCUUCACUACCGGCUGGAACCUCAUCCUCUCCUACGUCAUUGGUACAGCCAGCGUGGCCCGGGCUUGGAGCUCUGCUUUUGACAAUCUGAUUGGGAACCACAUCUCUGAGACUCUGAAGGGGACCAUCUCACUGCAUGUGCCCCAUGUUCUCGCAGAAUAUCCAGAUUUCUUUGCUAUGGCUCUUGUGUUGCUGCUCACUGGAUUGUUGGCCCUGGGGGCGAGUGAAUCGGCCCUGGUUACCAAAGUGUUCACAGGGGCGAACCUCUUGGUUCUCGGGUUUGUCAUUAUCUCUGGCUUCAUAAUGGGAGAUCUGAAAAACUGGAAGCUCACAAAAGAGGACUAUUGCUUGACCAUGGGUGGACUCAACGACACUUGUAGCUUCGAGUCUAUGGGCUCUGGAGGUUUCAUGCCUUUUGGUUUGGAAGGGAUCCUCCGUGGCGCUGCUACCUGUUUCUAUGCCUUCGUUGGUUUUGACUGUAUUGCGACCACCGGGGAAGAGGCUCAGAAUCCCCAGCGCUCCAUCCCUAUGGGUAUUGUGAUCUCACUGUCCGUCUGCUUUCUGGCAUAUUUCGGUGUGUCUGCGGCACUUACCCUCAUGAUGCCUUACUACAAGCUUCGGCCGGAGAGCCCUCUACCUGAGGCAUUUUCCUACGUUGGCUGGGAUCCUGCCAGCUACCUUGUGGCUGUUGGCUCCCUCUGCGCUCUUUCCACUAGCCUUUUGGGCUCCAUGUUUCCGAUGCCCCGGGUGAUCUACUCGAUGGCAGAAGAUGGCCUCCUGUUCCGUGUCCUUGCUAAGGUCCACAACGGCACACACACCCCUAUUGUGGCCACUGUGGUAUCUGGUGUUAUUGCAGCAUUCAUGGCAUUCCUCUUCGAACUCGCCGACCUUGUGGACCUCAUGUCGAUUGGGACUCUGCUUGCUUACUCCUUGGUGUCCAUUUGUGUUCUCAUUCUGAGAUACCAGCCUGACCAGGAAAUGAAGAAUGAUGAAGAGGAAGUGGAAUCGCAGGAGGAGAAGACACUUGAAGAAGAGAAGCUGACUGCCCGGGCUCUGUUUUGUCCAGUCAACUCCAUCCCUUCCCUCCUUUCUGGCCGAGUUGUCUAUGUUUGCUCCUCACUGCUUGCUGUACUACUGACUGUUCUUUGCCUGGUGCUGACCCGAUGGACAACUCCACUUAGUUCUGGAGACCCAGUGUGGAUCACAGUGGUUGUGCUGAUCCUGGGGCUCAUUCUUGGAACUGCUGGAGUCCUCUGGAGACAGCCACAGAACAACACUCCCCUUCACUUUAAGGUGCCUCUUCUGCCUCUACUCCCGCUGGUGAGCAUCUUUGUGAAUGUUUACCUGAUGAUGCAGAUGACAGUUGGCACUUGGGCCCGAUUUGGGAUCUGGAUGCUGAUUGGAUUUGGUAUCUACUUUGGCUAUGGGAUCCGGCACAGUGUGGAAGAAGUUAAGAAUCAUCAAACCCUACCGAAAACAAGGACCCAAACUGUAGACCUUGAUCUCACUGCUUCCUGUGUUCACACCAUUUGACCUAAUCAUACCCGAAUGCUGUCUAGUCCCCCUACACAAUAAUGGAGAUCACUCUUGACCCCACAGAGAGCUGGGCCUCUCAUGUGGUACUAGUGGGGGAUACUAAAUAGAGCUCUAUUUAUUGUGGAACAAUGAACAUUUCUUUGCUG
This is a messenger RNA of Peromyscus eremicus (cactus mouse), 2154 nucleotides long. RefSeq names its product solute carrier family 7 member 3 (gene Slc7a3). Gene Ontology annotation, cellular component: plasma membrane. The record is from RefSeq and is a predicted model, not a curated record. The transcript has 11 exons. NCBI's taxonomy places the organism in Eukaryota, Metazoa, Chordata, Mammalia, Rodentia, Cricetidae. Gene Ontology annotation, molecular function: amino acid transmembrane transporter activity. Bases 146 to 2005 code for a protein of 619 amino acids. Gene Ontology annotation, biological process: transmembrane transport; amino acid transport.